Ilyonectria robusta is the source of this 1049-nucleotide messenger RNA. RefSeq lists its product as uncharacterized. The coding region runs from base 36 to 617 and encodes 193 amino acids. The record is from RefSeq and is a predicted model, not a curated record. The transcript has 2 exons. Lineage: Eukaryota; Fungi; Ascomycota; Sordariomycetes; Hypocreales; Nectriaceae.
GAACACUCCGCCACCUACACACUUCUCAAGACAACAUGACUUUACCAACAGCACAAACAUCCAGUAGACCACCCCGCCGAGAGUCGUUCACCCAAUCAUUGUGGCGCCGAGGCUGCUCUCCCUUCGACGCAACGAGAAUGAAUUGCCCUGACUUUCAACCCUCGUCCGCAGAGCCCGAACAACUGCAAGAUCAUCCCGACCAGGAUGGGCUGCGCCCGGGGCACCCGCGUGACGCAGCGGUCCCCACGUCAUCGUCUCACGAAGAAAAGCAGCGGCAGCGGGACUAUGCGGCCUUCGCAAAACUCGUGAGUACGCUUCACAAUGGGCGCUCUGCCGUAUCGGUACCGAAAAGAGAGAGUUUGGAGGCGGGAAAUGGCGUCCUGGCGGAAAGUCCGUCGGUCCUCCGGGUCAUCAGAGACUUCGUGGCAAAGGAGCAUGGAAUCGUCCCUGAACAGUCUAGCCGAGGCUGCCGUUCGAAGACACUCCAUAUGCCAACUAGGAUAAGACCAAAACGUAUCAUAGGCCUCGAGCGGAUGCUGAGAAGGCUUGGGCGUUCGCGCGGAAUGAGAAGACGUGAUCCAAGACAUACCCUGGGGACUAGACAAGGCGUUUUUUGAGCUCAAAAGAAGUACCUAGGGAGCCUGUAGCCUUAAGAACUCGAAAUUGUUGUUCCUUAUCCUGCAUUGCUGCUCUUGCCCCUACGCUCACGAUCCCAGGGAUUCCCUCACGUGCUACCACAUCGGAAAGCCGGAUAGCAGCCGUGCAUGAAGUCGAGAAGGGCCUUCUCGCUUACGGAGCGCGGGCCGCAGUGCUUACAAGCCGAGCCUCGUUGGAUUGGCAGGUGUGGAUGAGGACUUGAGCCAUCCGGUCGUAAUGGGAGGCUGUCUGGAUCUGACAAGCUUAAUAGAGAAAUACGAGUCUUUAGACCGCGCCGAGCAGAUUUGACCACAUCAUGCUUGUCGCCUAGGUGUCGUGAUACGCGUUUAGAGGUAAUAGCAAAGCCACAUUAUUUACAGAUGAUAGCAGGCUCAGGCUAAUUAUAGAAUAAU